AUGCAAACGGAGAAUUCAAGAGAUAAGCAAUCGAAGAAAAAGAAAGGUCGAUCUUGGUCGGAAGCAUCCAAAAUUGAUGAGGUCAUUGUUGAGAGUGCAGAGUCGUCGUCGUUGGUGGUGCAGCAGCAGACAAAUCCUGCUUUUGAGGAGCUACGAGUGGCAGAGGUAGCAGUGCCAUCAGCUGGUGCUACCAUCUUGGAAGAUGGUGACACUUCAGAAAUGGUCCUGCUGAAGGCAGCUGUUGCAAAAGAAAAAAAGAAGGACAAGGUGUGUGGAGGUGGUGGAGGCAUUACCAGUUCUGACAGUCAAACUCAGGAAGUCCUACUUCAUCAGUUGCAAGCCCAGCCCAAUGGGGAGCAACCAAUUGCAACACCUGUGGCUGCCAUCACAGUGUCCAGAGAUGUCACAGCCACCUCUUCCUCACUGGCUACUAUGUCUAAUGAGGCUACUACACAUAACCCCAACUCCACUAUUUCUCGGGCCAUUCCAGUCGAAGGAGAUACCACCAUUGCCAAAGAAGCACCUGUCACUACAACAACAACACCUGCUGUGUCAGAGGUUUCUGGUCGACGUAACAUCCGACAGGCACUACGUCCUAAACGAUGUAAAUAUGAAUUCUAUAAUUAUCUUCCAGGCAGAAAAAGAAAUGAAGUAAAAAAUGAGAAACUUGAUAAAUAUCCUGACAAGGUCAAUUGCAGUAGUGGUGCUGGACAUCGUAGUGGUACGUCAUUAGCAACAACAUUAUUACCUUCAUCAUCUGCAUCAGCAAACCAUCUUAAUGCAUUAGCAGAUGGCAGGACAUCUGCUGCCACUACCACUGCUGCUUCUGCUGCAGCCACCACUGCUGGGAGUAGCCACCGGCAUGCUACACGUGCUUCCCUUGUUGGGGGUGGUCACUCCUUGCAGGGUGUGUUGCGGCCACAACAAACCAUGCGGGAGAUUCUAGCAAGUGUUCCUGGUGUUAGUAAAAAGCUUUUACCAGAAUGUGACCGGCUGGUUGAAGGAUCAAGGAUAAGUGCAGCUGCACUGAACAAUGAAUUCUUUUCCAAAGCCUGUCAAGAAUGGAAAGAACGACUGGCAGAAGGAGAAUUCACUCCUGAGAACCAGCAACGUUUGAAGCAAGAAGAAGAAAAGGAACAAACUAAAAUGGAUCCUUGGAAGAUGAAACACUUUGAGCAAGUGUGGGGACAGAGAACGUUCACAGAUAUUCCAAAGGCUACCGGUUCCUCACCAAUAUCUCGUCCACGUUCACCGCAAGUUACCUCCCCAAUGCGUCGCAAAACCAAACGAGUCUCCACUUUAUUCAAGCCGCGAUCAUUAGCUGUGACUGGCGGUGGCAAUGGUAGUAGUAAUAGCAGUGGUGGAAGUGCAAAGGCAGCCUCCCCAAUGAGCAGUGUACCAACUGCUUCACCCUCUGCUAUAUCUAGUACAGCAGCAGCAGUAGCUGUGGCAGUAGUUGUCCCAUCUACUGCAGCAGUGUCUGCCUCCCCCUCCACUACUGCCUCCACCAUCACCACUUCAUCCUCUGGCUCAACAGUGGUCACUGGGGCAAAUGAUGAUAUUAACUCUCGGGUGGAUGGCCAGGUACCCUUACUAGGUACACAAGACAUUGCCAGUAACCUGAAGCGCCCACUUUUUGUAGCAACUGAUUUUGGUGGAGAGACAGGUGCUUCUGAUUUUGAGAGUGUGAGCCCAUCAAAACGCCAAAGAUAUUCCCCUGGACAGAAGUACAGUAAUGCGAGGAUUCUUGCGCAGACGAAAGGCCAGGCUGAGGUUUCACGGCUGCAAAAGACAGUUCAGGGGAGCCUGAACUCAACCUGGGGAGGCAGCCAGGAGAAACAGACAUCUCCCGUCACUGCCUCCAAUACUCCCCUGAUACAUCCGCCUCGCCUCCAGGCUGCUUUGCUACAAGUAUCGAAAUCUUCACCGCCUGCUGGCCUUUCCAGCAACAAUGCUAGUAAUAAUAGUAGUAGUAGUGGUAGUAGUAGUAGUAUUGGUAGUAGUAGUAGUGGUGGUAGCAAUCCGGAUGGUGGUGGUGGCGGCAACACUGAUGCCUGUAAGAACUCCCCACAUGCGAGUCAGUCUCGUGUUCUUGCUCAAUUGAAAGCACCGACCCAGUCACCUGCUUCUUGUGCUGCCAUUGUUGUCAAGUCUCAGGCAAAGUCAAAGUCACACAUCCGAAACAGCACUAAUUCCAACCAGUCGAAAACCACUAUAGCAACUACGCCUACAGAAUCAGACUCUGCUUCACCGUCCAACAAAUUUCAUACAAAUGUGUUUGCGUUGGUUGAUGAAGAGAAUCACAGUUCCUCUUCUUCCUCCUGCUUGGAUGGUCUUGCUUCUGUUCCACCUCCACGAUCAUCCAGUGCUCCACCGAGUACAUUAUCCAACAGCAAAAAUUCAAAACAGGUUGUUGAAAGCACUGCCACCGACAACAACAACAUGGGUCGGUCGGCAAGUGUUGAUGACAGCAUCAACUCCCUCUACAGCAAUAGCCAACAAAAAGAAAGCUCAUCGCCGUCAGCAUCUGACCAUAUGCCAGAUGAUGCUGUUGACGAUGCUGCUGACACUGAACACAAACUCAAUCUUUCACAAGAAGAGGUAAAUUUUUUAUCGCGAGCUGGCACUGCUACUGCUCCAGAACAGAAGGAGCCUCCAAGUAACUCAACUUCUGUUUCUACCGACGUACAAAGUAGUUCUCCUUCCCCAUUGUCCCACAACACCCUACUACCACCACCACCACCACCUUCAUCAUCCCUUCCCCUGUCAUCCACUACUACACCAUCAAACGUCGUGUCUGGCUGCCCCUCUCCCCAAACUCAGCAUUCCCCUAUGACCCAAAUCCUGCAGCCAGACUCAGUAGGCAGUGUCCAGAAUAUUGCUUUAAAUCUAGCUAACAAUGUGGAGGCACAUAUUUCCAGUCUUUUGAGCACACCCGUUUCCAUUAUUGCCACUACCACACCUGUGCAUGUGAUUGGGGCUACCAGUGUGGGCAACCCUGUGCAUGUGAUCCAGUCAACAGUGUUGCCCUCAGUAGUGGCAGCAGCAGCUGCUGCAGCCACUGCAGGUCCUGUGCCCAAUGGGGGCUGUGGCAUUGCUCAGUCCCCAAAUUGUGCUUGUAGCCUUAAGGCUAUGGUCAUGUGCAAAAAGUGUGGGGCAUUCUGUCACGACGACUGUAUAGGACCAUCAAGACUGUGUGUUACAUGUCUCAUUACUACGUGA
This is a messenger RNA of Acanthosepion pharaonis, 3222 nucleotides long. Lineage: Eukaryota; Metazoa; Mollusca; Cephalopoda; Sepiida; Sepiidae. The record is from the annotation of a GenBank genome assembly.